ACUUCAUCUGCCAUGCCAGGCAGCGGUGUUGCCUGGCGGGGUGUCUCGGUGCAGGCUGCGCGGAGCCCUGGCUCCCUCGGGAGGUGUCGGCUCCGAGCCCCCCGCAGCAUCACUGCGAGCCCCGAGCCCCCCGCCAACAUGGCGCCCCUGACCCCCGCGCUUCCUCUUCCGGCCGGGUUGCCAUGGCGCUGCCCCCCGGCCCAGCCUCCCCCCGCCCGCCGGUGUGUGUUUACAUCGGGCAGGAGGAGCCGGAGCCCCAGCGCCGUGGGAGACGGGCACACAGCCGCCGGCCGCCCGCCCUCCCUCCAUCCCCGCCGGGCGGUGCUCCGGGAGACGCGGCAUGAAGAAGCUUCCAACUUCGCGGGGGAUGUGGUGUCGCUUCUUGGGUCCGUCUCCCUGGAAAGAAUCCCCUCUUCUCUCCGUGAAAACCUGGCUCGUUUCCUGCGGCGCUGAGACGGGAAGGGAGUAGCGUGGGAGCCGGGGGAGGCUGCCUGUCCCUGGCCUCGCUGCCCUUCUAGGCGGUUGUCUCCACGAAGAAGUUGCCCUCCUUCCCGGGCAUCUUCCCUCAUGCACAGCAUCUCGUGCGCGGUGUCGCUCCCCGGCGGCCGUGGGGUUCGUGCCUUGCUGUGCGGCCGGCGCUGCUCCGGUGCUCACCUGUGCUGCUGCUCUCGCAGGCCCUUCCCUUAGCCUGGGGGAGAUCUUCGCCUUUCUCCGUAGUUUGCUGUGAAAAACUGUUAGAAUAGAGAAUGUCUAACCUGAGCCGGCUAUUGGUGUGAGUGCUGAGGCUGGCUGGACUAUAUAGAGGUAGUGAUAUAUAACACUCAGGUGUGAGGUUGUAUCUUCUGUGGUGUUGGUUAGGAGUCAGUAAUGGUGUUGUAUUGCUUUUUCUUCACUUUAUGUUAUCAUAUCUCUUUAAUUUUCAGGUGUAUGACUUUUGAAGGGUUUUCUCUCAUUAAUCAGUCUGAAACUUGAGGCACACCAAGCAUUCCCUGUCUCCUGAAUUUGUCUAGCAGUAAAAUAAAAAAUGUAUUAGCUAGGUUGUCAGCUCUUUGAGGCAGAAACUGUUUAGGUCUGUACCAAUCCUGAUGGAGAAAUUUGGCUCAGGCCUUCCUCCAAGCCUCUGAGUCAAUAUUUGUUAGUUCCAAUAGUGUAGGAUAAUAAAAGGAGUUGCUUCAAGUUUCUUCUAGUCCUAAACGUGGUCUAGUGUUGCUGUGCCACUCCUUGUGUCCACUCGAGGACUCCCGGCUCGCUCCGGCACAGCGGAUGGCGGGGGACACUCUCCCGUGCCUCGGGAAGGCAGCUAAGGCUUUUGGCCUAGCGGGGGCCCUACCUUAGAAACACAGAUGGUGGAUGAUGAAACUGAGACUGCAGGUGAAGAAUUGCCUCCUCAUCUGCGAGAAGAGCCUCCCGAAGUCUCAACCUGAAACUGCAGGGGAGGAAAAACCAGAUGAGAUGAAACACUUCACAACAUUGCUUCUACUGGAGCUCUAUGGAGAUGCCAGCAAGGACCACCCACAGCAGCAGGCAGGAGUCAUCUGGAGAGUGACAGGCGGCCUAUUCAGUAUCACCCGGGGAGCUGUGGGGGCCACACUGGGAGGAGUUGCCUGGGUGGGCAGCAAGAGUCUGGAGCUCACCAAAACAGCUGUGACCAGUGUCCCCGCUGCUGGCGUUGGACUGGUGAAGGGCAGCGUCUCAGCAGUGACCGGCGGCGUCGGAGCUGUGGGCAGUGCGGUCGCCAGCAAAGUCCCUUUCACUGCAAAGAAGAAGGACAAGGCUGACUAAUCCCUGUCACAGCUCCCUUCCAAAAGAUCAACCUGCCCAUACUGUCCCCCUACCCAGCACCUCUUUGAGUUGGAACCAGCCGCUUCAGGGAGGGUCGAGCACCCGAGCAGACUCUGGCUGCAGCCUGCUCAGCACUGCCUGCCUAGCUCAGAGCUCACAGAGCCACUGUCAAUGCCUUUCACUCCCAUCACCUACUGGGAACCAUCUUUACUCUGGGGACUUUAAAGGUGUGGUUGUUUCUGUCUUGUAGUUUCCUUCCUCCCUUCUUGUUCUUGUAAGCAUGGAGGGAUGGGAGAAAGCAUCAGGCUCCAUCUGCCUGGAGGUGAAGGGAGUAACAGGGUAUGGAAGGGAACUAUGCCUGGUUUGAAGUGUGGGUUGUGUGGUCAAAUUCAACUUCAGCUGGAAAGAUAGCCUCUGAAACACCCCUUCCCUCUGUAAGGUGUGUUUGGGAGGUGUGCCUAGUAGAGAACUGCCGAAGUCCCAUCGACACAAAGGAGAAAUACUGUGAAGAGGGGGAAGCCUCCCUCCUGCCCUGUACCUCUUACCUUUUCUUUGCAGGGCCCAUCCCCACAAGCUGCUCCCAGUCACUUACUCCCCAGCUGAAUUGAACCCUUCAGAGAGGGAACCCUCAAGCUCAGCAGAGCAGCUCUGGGGUGAUGCCUCACUAGGGCAUGAUACAUCCCAGACCAUCAAGUUCUGCACAAAUUUUCUUGGUGGGAGGGAGGAAUAUGAAAGCUGCUGUAUGUUCCCAUUUGGGGAAGGAACUGACAGUGUCACUUGCCAGGCCUCUGUGAUAUUGCAGUACAGGCAGUGAUGUUCCACAGAGAGACCAGGCCUUUUGUUUGACCCUUGAAGUCCUUCCAGUAUCCCACUCCGUAACAAGGGCAUUUCAUCUCUUGGCCACACUCAUGCUCCACAGACAUCACUAGUAACCAGGAGCAAGUGUGUUCCCAAAUGCCACCCAAAUUCUGCUGCAGGGAUGGAGGGGAAGCUGAGAGUCUUGCUCUCCCCACGACUCAGCACCCUGGGAGUGAAGGCCUGGGUGUGAGUGGGCUGCACCAUGUUGGAGAACACUUCCCAAGCUGCUGAGCGUGCUCCAACAGCAGUUAGCCUGCAAAGGGCACCAGCAACUCCUCUUCUGCACGCUGCUCCUGUGGCCCCAGCCGGGUUCCUCUGAAUGACCACGCUGCACUACAUAGCCCACCCAUAGUCGUAAGGCCGCAGAAACCCAGACACCUGCAUCCAUCUGGGAGUCACAGCCAUCCUCAGCCUGGCCUGUGAUGCUCAAGGGGCCAUAUGGCAUCGUACACACACAUACAAACAUGCACUCACUCACUCACUCCCUCCAAGGUCCCCUGUAAUUCUUGGGAUGAGGAAAGCCACAGGCUCCAGCAUUAACUCUGCUGCUUCUGGCUUUGGCAGGUGAUUUGCCUAGGUCUGUAGGUGUUGGAUGCUUUGGCAGGUGAUUUGCCUAGGUCUGUAGGUGUUGGAUGCAUAGGCUUGUGCUGUAUUUUAUAAACAUGCAUCUGUGUUAGCGUGCGUGUGUACGUCUAAGUCCACAGGCAUGUCUUCAGCCAGGGAAAUAAACCUGUGCCACUGCCGCAGAGGAGUUCACACAGUCAUCUUUGGCACUUUCAGCAUAAAGUUUUUAUAUAGGGUCCUGGUCAAAAGAAAAAUCAUGUUUUAGAGGAUGUUUUGCCCUCUGUUGCCCAAGAGCAUAGUUUAUUGAAACCAAAGGAAUGUGAAAAAUCCCCUUUCUCCUGUCUGUGCUGUUUGUUUUCUCUCAGCCCUAUCUUUUGGACAUUGAAUGCAACUUUCUUGAUUUUCAUUUCCCCUUGGAGGUCGUUGCACUUCCUGACUGCUCUCUCGUGCUUAGGACUUAGACAUCAGGGAAUAUUUAAGUACAACACACAUACACCCCCGCCACCAUUUUUGCUGAAUGUUCUUGAGCUUGUGAUGCAGUUUUUGUUCUGACCUUUAUUAAAUACACAUUUUGGGAUGUAUGUUGCUGUGUCCCCCUGAUAAUCAUGCUGGUGUUAGUCACUCUCCAUACCCUUUGCUAGGUAGCCCCUCCUGUUUGCAGUGGUAAGAAGCUGCUGAUCUCCACAGUUUGCUACUCUUGAUAGCAUGAGAAAGGUUUGACUUACAUUUUUGUUUCUGAAGAGGAAGCAGCAUUUGGUAGGUGUGUGCAUUUCCUCACUUCGUGCCCUUUGUUCUGGUGAAGGCCAAGUUGACCCUGACAUGCCAGUUUUGUCUCUGAAGGCAGUGGCUUCACAGAAAGAUCAGGCCUUGAUGUGUGCCUGUACUUUGCUGGGAUGCUCGUGGCAGUUGUCAAGGCCAGAAGAAGUCUUGUCUGUUCUCCCUUUGUCUCAAACGCCCUGCAAAGCUGGAGGACAGUUUGCGCUGCACAGAUCUCUGCUCACUGCUCUCCCUGAGCACAACUCAUCUCUUAUUCCAGAUCACAGACUGCCUCUGAAGCGAGCUCUAGCCCCAAAGCUGAAAGCUGCUUCUGUGUAACUAGCUGUGUUGUCACCAACCCUCUGAGAAAGAUAGCUUCUGGCCAAUUGGGACAGAAGAGUCUUUUUCCUAAAUGUCUCUCCUAGGCCUUGGACAGGAGAAGAUAGAAUCUAAGAACCUUCAGCAGCCAGCCCUGGGUGGGUGGUGGGAGGCUGAUUGUGCUUUUGGCUAAAUAGUGUCUCACACAGGCUCUUGCUGGGAGAGGCAGUACAUCCUGCCCAAGCUGUUGUCUGCAGGCCCUGUGUGUGUACAGAGCAGGUGUGGCAAAUGGGAUAAAGGCGAUGUAAGGAAGGCCACUGGGGCCCUGAGGGUUUCCCAUCUUUCUGUUUCUUCUCUACUGUGCAUCCUUGCAGGAAAUAGAGGAAAGCCUGUCAUUUGUCUGGAACUGCCAUUUCCUUGCAGGAUGGCCUGGAGAAGAAGAGAUGAGCUGGAGAGGAGAACUCACAGCUGAAAUCGCUGUUCUUACAGCCCAGCUAAAGGACAGCUCAGGGACCAUGAGUAGCAACAGAUCAAAUUAGCAGGCAGGGGUAGAAGAUUAAAUCUACUCCAAAAACAAGGCCUCACACUGCUAAACAGGCAUUCAGGAAUAAGUAACUCUCCAGGACUCAAAGGCUUUAAGAAAGCCUGUGCUAGGCCUGCUCAGUUGCCCAUGGUGACCCAGUCCCAGCCCACUCUUCUGGACAUUUACAGUGCCAGAGCAGAGGGAAAACGGGUCAAUCUUCCCAGUCUAAAAGUAAAGAUGCCUUCUGACAACUUUGGUUGCAGGACAGUGGGAUCUGGAUUGGAUGGGGAAGCUGUUGGCUCUUGUCAGAUGCUCUAUCUUUCCUCCUCCAGCCACCUGGGCUACUGGUGUAGCCCUUCUCUCACUGCCCAUUCAUGGUACGAAGGGCAAAAAUGGUGUUGUGCAUAAAUCCCAUGGCUACCAGAUGGGGUAGCUUGGUACAAAAUAAGAGGGGGUGGUAUCGGGUAAGAGGGGGUAGAGGGAAGGAUUAAAGGGAGUUGAUACACAGAAGAUGAGGAGAGAGUGGUGUGACAGAAGGAGUUGAGGAGUGAGGCAACAAGAAAAUGAGGACCAUGGAAAGAAUUUGUUUCUUAGGACAGGCUUUGAAUCAGAAGAUGAGUGCAAUGGAGUUUGUCCUAGGGAAGAGCACAGAAAGGGGAGUGGGUCAGUGUGGGUUUUGGUGUGUGGUGGUGGUACAUGCCUGGCUUGUGCCCUGCUUCCAUAGUAAUGAUGAUUGCUAGCAAUUUUCAUUUAGGCAGAUCAGUGGAUGGUUGAAGCAUCAGACCAGCUUCCUUCUUAUCACCCACCCUUCCUAAAUCUCUCCCGUGAUCUCCCCAUGAUGGGGCUGGGUCUCCCCCAUGGUGGAGGUGGGAUGUGACCCUGUUUGCAGCCCUGUGUCCCACCUUGCCUGGCUGUUCCCUGUGCCCAACAAACAUGUCCUAGCUGAAAGGAGACCCACAGGUGCAUCCUCUCCUCCCUUUUCCCUGACCUGUCUCAUUGUCCUUAACUUUUUUAUCCCUCCCUUAGCUUUCAGUCUUGCCCAUGGAUAGAGCUCCCCACAGCUUUUGCUGAGACCUUUGUUAAACAUCCACACUCACAUUGUCUGGGAGACCAGAGGGUGAUUGCCUCCACAGCUCCCCUGGCUGGGAGAGAAUUGCAUGUCUUCCACCCCUCUCUGUUCCCUUGUGUCUUGCGUGUGGAAAAUCUUAACCCACUUCUUUUUCUCUGGGUUCCCUUGUUGGCUCUUAUCCCUGUGGGUGGGUCAUUUCUGUAUCUCCAUUGCAAAGUCAUCUUGUUAAAACAACAGCACGAGUGGGAAUAUGGAGAUGGUUAGAGAGAGCCGAGAGCCAGGGCCCAGCUCUGCUUCUGUAGGAGCUGAGGAGGCCUUCGGCAACCCAAAACUGCGGCCAUGCGGUCCUGUGCACAGUGCUGGGCUCCAGAGAACACUUUUGUUCUUUAUCAUUUCAUUGUCUGUAAUUGGUUUCCUACUGAAUUUGUUUGCUUGGUUUGUUUUGCAGUGUGUUUCCGGGAAUAUUCUGCAUCUCUGUAUUUUAAUUACAGUAAAAUUUGAGGAUAAAAACCA
Messenger RNA from Vidua chalybeata, 6383 nucleotides. Its product is annotated as transmembrane protein 263-like. Lineage: Eukaryota; Metazoa; Chordata; Aves; Passeriformes; Viduidae. Bases 1351 to 1782 code for a protein of 143 amino acids. The transcript has 8 exons. The record is from RefSeq and is a predicted model, not a curated record.